Molecule: messenger RNA, 2632 nt
Organism: Diorhabda carinulata
Lineage: Eukaryota; Metazoa; Arthropoda; Insecta; Coleoptera; Chrysomelidae
Gene: Ir60a
Exons: 2
Coding region: 14-1963 (649 amino acids)
Cellular component (GO): membrane
Molecular function (GO): glutamate-gated receptor activity
Source: RefSeq, a predicted model, not a curated record
UUAUAGAAGCACCAUGCUUCUCGUUGCCAUGAAAAUUUGUGCGGUAAAAUUAUUGUUUUUAACUACAGUCUCCGCAAAUCUUUUCAUAAUGAACACAUCCCAAAUAUCGGUAGAGACCAGAAUAUCUUUGGGUAAUUGCAUAGUAGAAACCAGUACAAGAUAUUUCAAUAAGGAUUAUGAAGUAAUUACUUAUUCUUUACCUUUGAUGGAACUGGAUAAUAAAAUAAACUCAUAUUUUGUGAUAAGCCAUUUUGUAUUGAGUGAUUUACAAAAAUUGCACCGCUGGACGUUUUUAGUAAGAAACAUGAAUAUACCUCCUCAAUCCGUUAAAUUUCUUGAUAUAACAACUGUGUAUAUCAUACAAAUAAGAGAAAGUGGAGAAUUUGCUGAAACUCUAAAAAAACUCAGACAGCUCAAAUCUUGGAAUCCUCAUGCUAAAUUUUUGAUAGUAUCUACGUCGUUCUUUAAUUAUCCAGAUGUAGUGGCUACUCAAAUCACAGAGAAUAUGUGGAAUUACAAUAUUCAAAACGCUGUAAUUUUAUUAUCCGAUCCCAAAGAUAGAACUGUCUUCAAUGUUUACUCUUGGGAACCUUAUAGUAAUAGAAGUUGUGGAGAUAAUUUUGAAAAUACUUAUAUAGACCGAUGUUCGUACGGAAAAACCGCAUAUAAUAAUCCAUGGUUCAAUAAAAAAAUCACUGGGGACCUCUACAAUUGUACUAUUAAAGCUUUAUAUACAAAGUGGCCGCCUUUUGUGAUCGCAAACAAACCGACUUAUCAAAAAUCUCAUCUAUUACAACAACAAGGUAUUGAAGUGAAUCUUCUCAAUAUGAUAGCUGAAAAUUUGAAUCUUUUUGUACUAUACCAAAAAGAUAAAGAUGAAGCUUGGGGAGAUAUAUAUGAUAAUGGAACUGCUAUUGGAACUUUGAUUUAUUUAAUGAAUGAUGAAGUUGAUGUAUUAAUUGGUGGAUACACCAAAACAUUUCAAAAAAUGCUUUUCCUUGACUGCAGCCGCUCUUUUAUACAAGAAUCUUUGAUAUGGUGUACUCCUCAUGAACCAAUACUCCUAGGACUGAAGCCUAUGAUAGAAAUAUUACCCAUAGAGGGUUGGUUGGGAAUCGCUAUAGUUUACUUCAUAACUUCUUUAAGUAUUUGGUAUUUGAGUAAAAAUAACGAAAGUGAAUUGUGUACUUACAAAAAACUGGAUAAUUGUUUUUUAUACACAUUUUUAAUGCUAAUAGGUUUUGCAGCAAAAGCUCUACCUACAUCCAACAGAAGUCGGUAUUUUACAGGUCAUUUUAUGAUAUUUAGUUUAUUCGUUAAUAUUUUGUACACUACUUUUCUCACUAGUACCAUUUCCAGUCAAAAAUUUAAGGAAAAGUACCGAUCAAUGGAAGAUAUCUACGAAUACAAAUUGAAUACUUACUUUUUACCUUUGGCAGAAAAAUAUUUUCAACCUUACUUCGAAGAUAAUGAAAAUUAUAUAGAGGGUGUACCAAUAUCUUUGAUACAAAAAAAAUGGAAUACUUGUAAGAACGCGACAAUUUGUAUGGAAGCAGUAUUAGGAGGAAAUGAUAACGCGCUUUUAACAACUGAACUAUUUAAAGAAUACCUUUUUACAAAAUAUGGACAACUGCAUAAAAGUCGAUAUAAACCUUAUUGUCUCAAAAAACCAAUACUCAGUCUACCUAUAAAUAUAGUUAUGAGGAAAGGCUUUCCUCUAUUAUUUUUAUUUGUAGACUUGAUAGACAGAAUACAAAGUGCAGGCUUCAUAUCUAAAUGGGAAAAAGACGUAUUGGAACGAAGGAAGGUUAAUAUUUACAGCGACAAGGAAAAUCUUAUGGAUUACAAUACAAUUAAAUUCAAAAAUCUGGUUACCAUUUUCGAAUAUAUGCUGUUUGGUAUUCUUUUUGCUAUUAUAGUGUUUAUAGUUGAAGUUGUAUUCUAUAGAAGAAUAUGUUGGUGAAUCUACAUAUUGUCAACCUUUGAAAUAUAUGUAGUCACACAUUAAUUAAUAGUUGGACAAAAAAUUGUUCCUCGAACAACCCUCUUCAUAAAUGUUAAUUAAAGAGAUAAAUAUAUAAAUUUUACUUAACCCGUACUGGCAACUAUUGCAUUGAACCUUAACCUUUGCACAAACUUUCACCUGAGAGAAAAUUCUUUGUAAAUAUAUCGAAUACUUUAAACUAAUUUAUAUAAAAAAUUCAUGAACCUCAGAUUUCGCAUUCGAGGACCCAAUUUAUUAAAUUACUUUCCUCACUUUUUGUACAAUCAAUUUUGAGGCUUUAAAAUCUUUCCAUAUACCAUACCUCAACACAUGAACAAUGUGCUUUAUGGGUUUCUCUGUGGUUAAUAAAAAACAAAGAAUCUGAAAGUCCGUCUUUAUCAUAAUUAGACUCCUAUAUUUACAGCGUUUUCUUUUUUUGAACUACAAAUUAAGGAAUAUGUAAUAAUAAAAGUUUUAACGCGACUAUAAACAUACAAAAAAUACAUUUAUUAAUUGUGGACUACAUUAUUCACAUUAUAUUUUCCAAGAAAACAAUUUUUGUUAGUGUAAUUAUAACAGGCAAAGCUUUGACAUUGACUUAGUUCUCAUUAAUUGUAGAUGUUAAGCAAAUAAAAGACAAUUUAAUUG